ACGUCUCUCUUCUCUCUCUCUCUCUGGUCUCUGUGGAAGAUGAGUGGAGUGUCUCUGCCAUGGAGAGUCUCUCUGAGCAGCUUAUCCUGCUUCAACAGCAGCGAUGCUUGUCCUUUCCUUUUCCCCGCGCGACGUCGUUUCCCUCUCUCCGGCUCCCUCGUCACAUCUCUUUCCCUUCCCUGUUCUUUUUCCGGCAACGGUGCGGCUAUGGUUGUCGACGACAAUCUCCACGCUUUCCUCGAGGUUCUUCCCCAGGAUCUGCGUCAUCGUCUUCUCAACGAUUUCCGCCGAAACCUGCUCGUGGAGGUGGUAAUGGACUUGGGCAGGCCACCAGAGGCACGGUAUCUGGGUGAACCCGGAGGCCAGUAUCUUAGGACCACAGAGGUAUCCAUGGAAGAGCUUGAGCAUGCUCAGAAGCUGGUUGGUGAAUUUGGGGCUGAUAAUAGGGCUGGAAUCGAAGGUACGUUGCACAGAAUAUCUGCAAUCCGCAGUAGGAAAGGCUCGAUCGUUGGCUUAACAUGCCGGGUUGGAAGAGCUGUGAGUGGACAUAUUGACAUGCUCUACGAUCUGCUUCACUAUGGAAAAAGCAUCUUGUUUGUUGGGAGGCCUGGGGUUGGCAAGACUACUGUCCUGCGAGAGAUUGCUCGUGUCCUAUCUGACGAAUUCCAGAAAAGAGUGGUGAUAAUCGAUACGAGCAACGAAAUUGGAGGGGAUGGCGAUAUUCCCCACUCGGCUAUUGGAGGUGCUAGGAGGAUGCAGGUUCCCAAGCCAUGUUUGCAGCAUAAGGUCAUGAUCGAGGCAGUAGAGAACCAUAUGCCACAAGUCAUAAUCGUUGAUGAGAUUGGCACUGAAGCCGAAGCUCUUGCUUGUCGCUCAAUUGCUGAAAGGGGAGUCAUGCUCAUUGGCACAGCCCAUGGAGAGCAGCUUCAGAAUAUCAUAAAGAACCCUACUCUGUCAGACUUGAUUGGAGGAAUUGAGACUGUCACUCUGGGAGAUGAAGAAGCCCGGGCAAGAAGAUGCCAGAAGAGCAUUCUUGAGAGAAAAGCUCCACCGACUUUUUAUUUCUUGAUCGAGAUGAGAGAGAGAGAUUAUUGGAUUGCACAUCAGACAGAGAAGAGUGUUGAUAUGCUACUCCGCGGCAGGAACCCGAUGGUUGAGGUGAGGAAAAGAGACGAGCAGUUCAAGGUAGUAAUAGAACGAUGGAAGGCAUACGAUGGACAAGGCAUCUGAUUUCUUUCUUCCUGGUGUUCCGACUUGCUUCAGUGCUCGAUUUUGGCAUUGCUUGAGUGUGUCCUUCUGGAACAAUGGCUUUUCGGUUGGACAAGCUUCUGUCUUCCCUGUCUUGAUGGAAGUCAUACUAGUGUUAGAUAAAGGUGUCUGGUUCAAACCAGUGAAUGAUGUACAUGGAGUUCCCAAAACAUUGGAACAGGUUGAAAAAAUUUCUUAGUUUGUAUUGUUCUCUCCAUCAAAGCGCUUGCUCAUACAA
This is a messenger RNA of Tarenaya hassleriana, 1486 nucleotides long. RefSeq lists its product as uncharacterized. The coding region runs from base 40 to 1230 and encodes 396 amino acids. The transcript has 9 exons. Lineage: Eukaryota; Viridiplantae; Streptophyta; Magnoliopsida; Brassicales; Cleomaceae. The record is from RefSeq and is a predicted model, not a curated record. Gene Ontology annotation, molecular function: ATP hydrolysis activity.